Molecule: messenger RNA, 826 nt
Organism: Nomascus leucogenys (northern white-cheeked gibbon)
Lineage: Eukaryota; Metazoa; Chordata; Mammalia; Primates; Hylobatidae
Gene: HINT1
Product: histidine triad nucleotide binding protein 1
Biological process (GO): purine ribonucleotide catabolic process
Cellular component (GO): nucleus; cytoplasm
Molecular function (GO): hydrolase activity
Source: RefSeq, a predicted model, not a curated record
AUUCCCCAGGAGACAAGAAAGGAGGAUAGAAAAACGACUUAGGAAUCUCCUUGGAGCUCAAGACCAGGAACUUCCCCAAGCCGGUCCCUGCCGCAGUUUCUGCGGCGCUCCGACGCGCUGGCCGCACUCGCAGCCCAGGUCGCCAGUACGCACGCGCAAGAUUAGCUGGGGCGCCAGAGCCGGGGCACCUGCGCAGGCUUGGCUGCGCCCUCUCGCGCCGCACGCUCCGCGGGUUCCUCCCUCCUUCCGAGCCCCUCCUCUGGCCGCCACGCGGGAGGGAGGCCGAGAUGGCAGAUGAGAUUGCCAAGGCUCAGGUCGCUCGGCCUGGUGGCGACACGAUCUUCGGGAAGAUCAUCCGCAAGGAAAUACCAGCCAAAAUCAUUUUUGAGGAUGACCAGUGCCUUGCUUUCCAUGACAUUUCCCCUCAGGCACCAACACAUUUUCUGGUGAUACCCAAGAAACAUAUAUCCCAGAUUUCUGCGGCAGAAGAUGAUGAUGAAAGUCUUCUUGGACACUUAAUGAUUGUUGGCAAGAAAUGUGCUGCUGAUCUGGGCCUGAAUAAGGGUUAUCGAAUGGUAGUGAAUGAAGGUUCAGAUGGUGGACAGUCGGUCUAUCACGUUCAUCUCCAUGUUCUUGGAGGUCGGCAGAUGCAUUGGCCUCCUGGUUAAGCAUGUUUUGGGGAUAAUUUUCUCUUCUCUAGGCAAUGAUUAAGUUAGACAAGUUCCAGUAUGUUAAGUAACACUCUUACUUUUGCCUGUGUACGGAGAGAUUCAAGAAAUAAUUUUAAAACUGCAUACAUAAUAAAAGACAUUGUUGCAUGGCUUAU